Molecule: messenger RNA, 1696 nt
Organism: Verruconis gallopava
Lineage: Eukaryota; Fungi; Ascomycota; Dothideomycetes; Venturiales; Sympoventuriaceae
Exons: 3
Coding region: 62-979 (305 amino acids)
Biological process (GO): regulation of DNA-templated transcription
Molecular function (GO): DNA-binding transcription factor activity
Source: RefSeq, a predicted model, not a curated record
GUUUUGGUCUGCCUAAGAACGUUGUCUUCUUGUGAAUCUUCUCUUCUUGGACUUCGUCACAAUGAACAGACAGCAGCAUUAUUCCCAGCCAUUCCAGACGGCCCCAACGCACCGCUACCCCAGCACGAGCAGUGCCUUCAGCGCCAGCGCAAAUCCCAAUGAAGACUGGACCAAGAUCACAGACCUCGCCGAAAGGAGGAGAAUACAAAACAGAAUAGCUCAACGCAAUUAUCGCAAGAAGCUUAAGAAGCGACUUGAAGAUCUCGAGAAGAGAGCUGCAUCCAAUUCGGAAUCGCCCGAGCAGAAACCAGCGGAGCUGGAUAGACCAAAAGCACAGAAAAACGCCGGCCGGUCUUCUGAUUCCCGCGAGUCUCAGGGGUUCUCCUAUGACAGGCAGGCCUCGCAAGCAUCUUCUGUGCAUUUCAUGACUUUCGAUGACCGCAACAUGUUCUCGCAGCAGUACACACGCCAGCUCUCGACAUCGCCUCCUCCAUUUGUCUACUCGAGCUACCCGACAGAGACGAUGAGCUAUCCAGCGUACUCAACAGAGAUGUAUCCACCCAUCUCGUCAAGCACGGACAUCCCAAUCUUUCCACCAGAGCUGCCUCCGCUCUCAGCCUCGAUACAUGCAAUACCGCCAACAGUGUCGUCCGUAGACUAUCCGGCGAAACAGGAUGCCUUCUAUGCGAGCGACUUGGCGCCGUUCAACUUUGGCUACGGAUCAAUAGCUGGUCUCGACGUGUCCACCUCGCAGUCUUACUCAGAGUCAAAUCCUCAUGUAGGAGACCCUAUUUCAUACGCACACCGCCACUAUCAGACUGCUUUGAGCAAUCAGUCGCAGGCUCGCCGCCUGAGCUUUCAAUGCCCACCACCCCUCCCUUCUCGACCAUCCUAUAACAUCAACAAGGUACAGGCCGAACCAACCGGAGUGGGACGGCUCCAGGAAGGCCCUGGACUGGACGACGUACAACUUGUCUAGUUCAAGGAAGCUGUCGGAUGUUUCGCCUCUCCGCCCCUGUGCUCCAGCUUCUUGUCCAUAGUCCUUCAUUUGAUGACUAUCAUUUUAUUCUACUUAUAUCUCAACACCAAUCGUUUUUUUGGCAUAGCGAAGCGUAACGAAACGAAACAUGCUCCCCUCUCGCUACUUUUUUUUGGCCGAAGGCGAGAGCAGGACGAAAGGGCAAAUCGCUUGACCACGAUGUCAGGGCGAAAACAAUCUGGGCAACGGGAAAUUUUCUCUCACGCGGAAUCGGACGAUUCGGCGGUCGAGACACAGCCAUUUUGACCGAGAAUAACGAGCUGAAUGGGCAAGGGUUGGCUUUUUACUUUUCUCGAGCCUGGAGUUCAUUUUUUUUGGGGGGGGUGUUUAACGUGCGGAGGAACACGCGCCCCGUGUCGCGUUCCGCAAUGAGCCGGAUCACCUGAUUGGAGGGCUGGAAGAUCGUGAAACUUUCUUUGUAUAUUUCAGAUAGCGUCUCACGGCCUAGAGAGAGGAUUGCGUCAGAUCACCACAGAUCCUUCUGGUUCGCUGGCCAGUUGGGCAGCAUUUGCCUUGGAUGGCGGGCAGGUGUUGGUUCCUCUCUGAACAGCUCGGAAUAGACUGGGGUGAGCUUGUGGUGCGUUGUCCAUAGGCAAAUCAUAGAAUACGAGCUCCUGCGUCCGAUUCGAGAAGGACGAUCCACAUUUUUCAGCUCCC